This is a messenger RNA of Ictidomys tridecemlineatus (thirteen-lined ground squirrel), 1819 nucleotides long. The record is from RefSeq and is a predicted model, not a curated record. Lineage: Eukaryota; Metazoa; Chordata; Mammalia; Rodentia; Sciuridae.
GGCCAAGCUGGGAAGAAAGAAGAAAGGGAGGGGAGGGGAGAAUCGAGGACGGCCGGCCUAGCCAGGCCAAGAAUGCUAUUGCCCUGGUGGUGGGAGCUGGGAGACCCCUGUGCUUGGACUGGACAGGGUCGGGGGACACGCAGGAUGAGCCCCGCGACCACUGGCACAUUCUUGCUGACAGCUUUUUUAUUAAGCUGGGCUGAUGACAUAAAUGGAACAGUUAACUGGAAGACCAAACAGGCCAACAGUUUUAUUAUCAGCAGAAAAAUGGCUGCUGGGAAGAAAGAUGUGUACACUAUCUUCUCGAAGGUGCACUCUGAUCGGAAUGUGUACCCAUCUGCAGGUGUCCUCUUUGUUCAUGUUUUGGAAAGAGAAUAUUUUAAGGGGGAAUUUCCACCUUACCCAAAACCUGGGGAGAUUAGUAAUGAUCCCAUAACAUUCAAUACAAAUUUAAUGGGUUACCCAGAUCGACCUGGAUGGCUUCGAUAUAUCCAAAGAACUCCAUAUAGUGAUGGAGUCCUAUAUGGUUCUCCAACAGCUGAAAAUGUGGGGAAACCAACUAUCAUUGAGAUAACUGCCUACAAUAGGCGCACCUUUGAGACUGCAAGGCAUAAUUUGAUAAUUAAUAUAAUGUCAGCAGAAGACUUCCCGUUGCCGUAUCAAGCAGAAUUCUUCAUUAAAAAUAUGAAUGUGGAAGAAAUGUUGGCCAGUGAGGUUCUUGGAGACUUUCUGGGGGCAGUAAAGAAUGUGUGGCAGCCUGAGCGCCUGAAUGCUAUAAACAUCACGUCGGCCCUAGACAGGGGUGGCAGGGUGCCGCUUCCCAUUAAUGACAUGAAGGAGGGUGUUUAUGUCAUGGUUGGUGCCGAUGUCCCAUUUUCUUCUUGUUUACGAGAAGUUGAAAAUCCACAGAAUCAAUUGAGAUGCAGUCAAGAAAUGGAGCCUGUAAUAACUUGUGAUAAAAAAUUUCGUACUCAAUUUUACAUUGACUGGUGCAAAAUUUCAUUGGUUGAUAAAACAAAGCAAGUGUCCACUUAUCAGGAAGUGAUUCGUGGAGAGGGGAUUUUGCCUGAUGGUGGAGAGUACAAACCCCCUUCUGAUUCUUUGAAAAGCAGAGACUAUUACACGGAUUUCCUAAUUACACUGGCUGUGCCCUCGGCAGUAGCACUGGUCCUUUUUCUAAUACUUGCUUAUAUCAUGUGCUGCCGACGGGAAGGCGUGGAAAAGAGAAACAUGCAAACACCAGACAUCCAAUUGGUCCAUCAUAGUGCUAUUCAGAAAUCUACAAAGGAGCUACGAGAUAUGUCCAAGAACAGAGAGAUUGCAUGGCCCCUGUCGACGCUUCCUGUGUUUCACCCCGUAACUGGGGAGAUCAUUCCUCCUCUACACACAGACAGCUACGAUAGCACGAAUAUGCCCCUGAUGCAAACACAGCAGAACUUGCCACACCAGACUCAGAUUCCCCAACAGCAGACUACAGCUUUCGGGAAUUUAAGGAGAUUUUCGUUUGACAACUUUUCAAAGAUUUGAGGUAAAUGGUAUCCCUGAAGAAAGAAAACUGACUGAAGCAAUGAAUUUAUAAUCACACAGUUAUAGCAGUUGCAUCUUAUUUCUCUUUUCUUCCAAUAAUGCAUGAGCUUUUCUGGCAUAUGGUGUGCAUGUUGACAGUAUUAAGUAUGUACCAAAUAAUACAAUAUAACUUUGGUUUUACUAAUGUAUUUUUUUUGUACUUAAAUCAUUUUUGACAAUUUGUAAGACAUUGAUGACUUUAUAUUUGUUACAAUAAAAAGUGAUCUUUAAAAUAAACAUUAAUGGAGCCUAA